CACACCAAACACCAGUCCGGCUCAAAGCGUCAAAUAAGUAACAUCAACACCUGAUCACUCAAAAUAUUAAAAUGGAGGCUUUAACUUUCAAUCUGAAACAACAUAAGGGCAAGCUGCGUUAUAAUGCCGACUUCCCCAAAGCGCAAAUUCAAAACCCCGACGACGUCUUGAUCCAAGUCGCCUACGCCGGCGUGUGUGGGACUGAUCUACACAUCAUGGAAGGUCAUUUUCCUUGCAAACCGGACGGUGACGUUGUCCUGGGCCAUGAAUUUUCCGGCCGGGUUGUUGCAAUCGGCGCACAAGUCACAAACGUUAAAGUCGGCGAUCAAGUUUCAGUAGAUCCCAAUCAAGGUUGUAUGGUCUGUGGUGAUUGUCGUUAUGGCAACGUACACUACUGUCGUGAUGGCGGCCUUAACAACACAGUGGGCAUCUAUCGCAAUGGCGGCUUCGCGCAAUUUGUCGUCGUCCCCGACGUACAAGUCCACAAACUCCCUUCGGAAUUAUCCCUUAUGCAAGGCGCACUCACCGAACCUUUAUCCUGUAUUGUCCACGGAUGGGAUAAACUGCAACCUAUUCCUGUGGGUAAAAAAAUAUUGAUCCUAGGCGCUGGUAUUAUCGGAAACCUAUGGAUUUCCAUCCUGCAAGGUCAAGGCCAUCGCAAGAUUACCAUGUCGGAGGUUAACAAAAGCCGCCUGGAUCACAUUCAGAAGUAUUUCAGUGGUGUUGAAUGUGUCACACCGGAUCAAUUGUUGAAGCGUGUUGAUAAUGAAGAGUCCUUUGAUUUGGUUAUUGAUUGUUCUGGGAAUGGGAAGGCCAUCGAGCAGGGUGUCAGUGUGUUGAAAACUGGAGGUACCAUGUGUAUUUUUGGUGUUGCAAGUCCCGAAACUCGUAUUAGCAUUGCACCUUAUGAGUUGUUUGCGAAAGAGUUGACUAUUAUGGGUGUGAAAAUCAAUCCGUUUACGUUCCCCAAAGCGCUGGGUCUGAUGCAAUCGCUUUGCGAUCAGUUUUUGGUUUAUGAGAAACUAGGCAUCAAAGUGUUCAAACUCUCGGAGUUUGAGAAAGCCAUUGAGGAUUUGAAGAAAGGUACCAUUGCGAAAGCAAUGUUCCACGUUGGUCUGUAAUUGAUUUUAUUGGAAUUUAUGAAUACUAAUGGUUUAUUGAUGGAAUACUUAAGGAUUUCAAGUCAAUUCGAGUGAUGAUGGGGAUUUUGCACAUUUGUAUGCAUUCUUCGUUAAUGAGUAAACAUUUAUGCAAUAAAAAGAAUAAAAAAUUAGGAAAUUAUAAUGAAAA
Messenger RNA from Dalotia coriaria, 1290 nucleotides. Its product is annotated as D-altritol 5-dehydrogenase-like. The transcript is spliced from 4 exons. The coding region runs from base 72 to 1121 and encodes 349 amino acids. NCBI's taxonomy places the organism in Eukaryota, Metazoa, Arthropoda, Insecta, Coleoptera, Staphylinidae. The record is from RefSeq and is a predicted model, not a curated record. Gene Ontology annotation, molecular function: zinc ion binding; oxidoreductase activity.